This is a messenger RNA of Bombyx mandarina (wild silkworm), 1739 nucleotides long. RefSeq names its product organic cation transporter protein. NCBI's taxonomy places the organism in Eukaryota, Metazoa, Arthropoda, Insecta, Lepidoptera, Bombycidae. The record is from RefSeq and is a predicted model, not a curated record. Gene Ontology annotation, cellular component: membrane. Gene Ontology annotation, biological process: transmembrane transport. Gene Ontology annotation, molecular function: transmembrane transporter activity.
UAUUCCAAUGUCACUUCUCGUUGAAGACCGUCGAGUUCUGUUAGCAUCAUUUUAGUGUGUACCGAAAAUGGCGUCAACGGAAAUUGAAUUCGAAGAUAUAAUAGAAAAAUUCAAACUUUUCUCUCCUUAUCAUUUAAAACUGGUUGUUCUGCUUGCCUUCGUCAGUUUUAUUGACGCUUGGCAUCGUGCUAAUUACAUUAUGGUCGUCGAAGAUGUUAAUUACUGGUGUAAAUACGAAUGUAAUGAAAGCCAGUUUCUUAAAGUUAUUCGUAACGAAACUAAUCUAGACAGAUGUUUGAAGUACUCAAUUACUGACAAUUGCGCUUUCGAUGACCUUAAAGAAAGAAGCAUCGAAACCUGCCAUGACUGGACCUAUGAGAAACCUGACAGUUUUAUGGGUGAAUUCAAACUGGGAUGUCAGGAUUGGAAAAGAACGUUAGUGGGGACUGUCCACAGCAUGGGUCUUUUGAUCGGCUUACUCAUUAUAGGACCCCUGUCUGAUAAAUACGGCCGAAAAGCCAUAUUUAUACUCUGCGGAAUAAUGGGUGGCAUCGUUGGGUUAGGCAAAAGCAUAACGGCGUGGUACUGGAUUUAUGUAGCACUGGAGUUUGUUCAAGUCUUAAUCGGAACUCCGUUUUCGGCAGCUUUUACACUGGGGAUAGAGAUGGUACCGAAACGUAACCGCCUGCGUUUUCUUGGCCUCGUUUCAUCUUUCUUCGGUGUCGGCGACAUCACCCUCGCUCUACUAGCUUGGUCAGUACCGUACUGGAGGAACCUCUUGAGAGUCCUUUACGCACCAUCUUUCAUCUUCUUAAUUUACAUCUUCGCAAUGGACGAAAGCAUUCGAUGGUUGUUGAUAAAGGGAAGAAAAGAAGAGGCAAUUAAUAUCAUACAGAAAGCAGCUAAAGUGAAUAAAAUCCACAUCAGCAAUGAAGAUCUGCAUCGUAUGAAAAGCGAGAAAACGUCAAAAAACACGGGCCUUCUGGACCUGUUGAAGAUAACGAUGAAAUCGAGGAAGUUGUUGCUGAGGACUCUGAUGUGUGUUUUGAUGUGGAUGACGUCAUCUUUCAGUGUUUAUACUCUAUUAAUCAAUUCCGUCAAUUUGGCUGGAAAUAAAUACUUGAAUUACGGUGCUGUUGCUUGUGCUAGUUCAAUGGCAGUUCUAUCGGGAGGUUUUUUAAUGGAAAAUCUCAAACGAAGAGUUCCUCUUAUCACCGGGAUGGGUAUGACUGGUCUUAUUUUUAUAAUUCAGUCAUUGGUUCCUAAAGAAUAUUCUUUGUUGGCUGCCGUAUUAUUUUUUAUCGGCAAAUACUUCUCAGCACUGGCAUUCUUAUUUAUUUAUUUGUACACUUCAGAAUUAUUCCCAACGUACACGAGAAAUACUAUGCAUGCAUUUUGUUCUUCUGUCGGUAGAAUCGGAUCCAUUUUAGCACCUCAAACUCCACUACUGACACAAUAUUGGUCGGGCAUUCCUUCCAUGCUAGUGGGGUCCCUGUCUUUGAUCACAGCCAUCGCUAUCUUUCUUGUUCCUGACACAUCUGAGGAUCCGCUACCAGACACGGUGGAAGAGGCUGAAGCUAUCGGACACAAAAAGAACAAUAUCUCUACAUCAAGAGUUACAAUAAUUUCAUCAUGUUGUUAAAACACUUACCUAUUUAUUACCUACAUAUUUUCCAAAUCAACAGAAUUUAUGAAAACUUUUAAUUUUACGAAACAAAAUUGUGACUUAAUUAAAACAG